AUGAGUUUCUGAAGAUCUCGAGCACUUGACGAUUUCAUUUUAUUUCUUAAAGUUGCUGUUAAUAAUAUUAUUGCAGUUAUGAGUCACUAGUUACUACUAGCAGCUUCGUUUCCAGUUGCUGCCAGUGUGAGCCGGGGAGCGCCAUUUAGACUGAAGUAGUGCUGCACGACCAUUGCUCGUUAUCGUUAUUUCUUGGUUUCCCGCCAUUCUUUGGUAUCAGUCGUGAGUCUGUGAACAUCAUGUGUUCUAUAAUCGGUUCAUUGGUUUUUUGGGAAGCUGUCAGUACUGCGCGCAGUGGGCAGUUUAAAUAGGAAUCCCAUGUUUCGAAUUCGGAGUAUUGAUUCAAGAAUUUGCUUUCUUGGAGCUUUUGCCGUGUGAAGAACUCCAAUCUCGUUGAUUCUGGGCGUCUGGUCACGCACGGCUAAUCCAAAUUUCGUCGAUUGUAAUUUGCAUUGCUUUACGACGUGAGCGAUGUCCGAUCCUGCAGCGUGCUGCGUGUUGUUGUGUCCUUCGUCGGAGCAGUCGCGUUCCUUGCGCAGCGUGUGUUUCUUCGAUUUCCCGCAUCCGAACGAUCCGCGGUAUCCCGUCUGGAUUGAGCGGACACUCCGUCCAAAAGACUGGACUCCUUCUCCAUCCAGCAAGAUCUGCAGCAAACAUUUUCGUCCGACCGAUAUCCUCGCGUUGCCGCAAGCAGAUAAUUCCAAACGAACGGAGAAACGAUUGAAAUACGAUGCUCUGCCGUGCGUUUUCGAAGGCGUUCCCGAUUCCAUGCGUCCACCAACACAUGCUGUGCCGCGCGCCGACAGCCCCGAAAUUAUUCUGCCCAGCCAGUGUUCAAAGAAGCGUUCUGCCGAUAGUUUAGACGAAAUUAUCGGCAGUGAUACUUCGACAGAUCCAAAUGAAGGCGGGAACGCUUCGGUUGAAAAUACCAAAUCUCGACAAGAUGCACAGUUGAAUUCUCCGCCUGCGAAUCUCAAUAUACUGCUGAAUAACUCUCGAAAUACAAAUGCCAUCUCGCCAAGCACUAUUCCAGCUGCUAAAAGGGCCAGACAUCUUCCUCCUGUUUUCAGCACAUCGAAACCAAUCCAAAUUCGUCCGCCGAAUCGGAAUACGAAAAGUGUGUCCUUAACAAAUGCAUUUAACGGGGCAGUCCUGCAAAGCCCAUCUGCCGGGACCGUUAUACCUUAUUUGAUACGGACAGCAGGUAAUUCAAUCAGCCCGGGAGUUACGUUCUUGGUAAUGCCUAAUCCGACUACACUUCCGGCUGCUGCUUCUCCGAUUGCGCCUCCACUGGCUGACCACAUACAACCUGGAUCCUCCAGAAAUCGUGAGGCAACGAGAGCAGUAUGUUGUGUGCCGGGAUGUCAGAAUGUGUGUCAGUCGAAAAGGCAGCAUGCCCUUCCAGGGAAUCCGAAAUUUUUCCGGUUCGUUGCGAUUGAUGAUCCGCGUUAUAGAACGUGGACGCAGCGAUUACGGUACAACUCAUCUUGGAUUCCGGAUCCCAGCGAGAGAAUUUGCAGUGAUCAUUUUCACGAGUCCGAGAUCGAACCUGGCAGGGCUUGUCUUGUGAGAACAGCUCUGCCCAUUCAGCUAUCCUGUAUGGCUUCAUUAUGCGGGUUUAACACAGCAGAUAUGGCGUCCGGAGUAAUUGGUUGCGCUGUGUGCGGCUUGCGCUCACCAGCUGGCAGACAACCGAAAGCAUCAGAAAAGCUGACGUUUUUUCGAGCGCCUACUGCCGCGUUGCAUGCCAUACGAAGGAAAUGGGUGGACUUUUGCAAUGCACAGCGGAAAGACAUUGACUGGGCAUUAAUCGGGGCGGAUAUGCCGUGGUUUGUUUGUGAAAAUCAUUUCUUAGAGAGGUACAGAAAUGCGGUUGAAGGACUUGGCUCUGUUGUUGGUGACAGCGAAGCAGUUCCGUCAUUGCCCUAUUUCCUGGACAUAAACUACACUGACCCUAAACUGGCGACAUCUAAUUUAAAUCCUGGAUUGCCAGUUGACGGUUUCGGUGAAUUUUCUGCGUUUGAUACGGGCGUUGAUACAGCGGAAGAUGACAGUCAAAGUGUAGCUGGCAGUCUCACUGGCUUGUGUAUAGAUACUAUUGGGUCGGCAUUGAAUAACGCCUGGGAUUUCGAUGCAACCGGAGACGAUGAUUCGCUCGUGGAAGUUGACGACUUAGACGCGUCCAAACUGGGCAGCACGAAAACACUUUGUGCUCCCUUGAGAAUGUUGAGAACCACCGAAAAUGGUCUUCCGGAGGAUGAGAAUUCUGCUAACGAAGAGCCGGUUGAGACUUCGCGUCCUCUUUCGCCCCCGAGAUGUGCCCCGGAUGGUGCUUUCGUGUAUUGCGACUGCUGUCACCAAUUCCUCCCUACUCCAUGCUGGCUGCACGCAGCCAGCAUUUGUGAUGAGCCAGUUGUUCCGUUGUCCGUCGGCAGUUUGCCCAAGAUGCUCUACUUAGAUCUUUGCGACGAUUCGCUGACUGGGAAAGCUGUGUUCACCAAGGAAGUGAUUGCCCGUAAUACUUUGUUUGGACCGUUAAUUGCACCGCUUACGCCGGGCGAUAGUGAGAAGGCGCGAUAUUUUUGCGUGACGGACAAGCACCGCAAAUAUUACGAACUGGAGUCGGAUUACGCGUGCAACUGGAUGAAGCAUGUCCGGUUUGCCGACAGCCUGCAAAACAGCAAUUUGCUGGUGUUCUCGCGCGGAUCGGAAGUGGUCUUCGUCACCAUCAAAACAGUCGCUCCCCGCGAAGAACUGAAGGUGUGGUAUUCCAAGCAGUACCUGAAAAUGGUAGAACCGCACGGAAACGCUCUUGUUGAAGAUAAAGAACUGGAAGCUGGGGAGGAAGUUGGUGGAACCUCUUUGCCAUGCGAUGAUUAUACCGAAAUGGAAGAACUCGCACCUGCAAGCGCACGUGCGACACGAAGUCCGUCACCAGGGGCAGCUGUUUGUAUGGAAAGCGGCGGGGUAUCUGACAACGCGGAAAAGCUAGCUGAGCACGUGGAUGUGCACGGCAAGCAUAUGAAGAAAUGUCUGAUCUACAGCGGCUGUCACCCUGACAUGAAGAGACAUCUCGCACGCAAUCAUCCGCAGAAUCUAGGCGAGACAAGUCAUCCUGAAUGUGGAAAAGAAGUAUCGUCCGUGCGAUACCACCUGAGGGCUCACCGCGCGAAAGCCGCACUGGUCGCUUGCACGUGUAGUGACUGCGGUCUGGGAUUCAAGACCGAUAUCGUAUGUCGAUUGCACAGAAUACAGCACGGAAACGAAGAAUCAACGGAUCUGCUUCGUGAUACACGCGAAUGUCCUGAAUGCCAUCAAAAGUUGGAAAAUUUGGAGCAGUUGGUUGCACACAUUAGCGAGCACGUGAGAGCAACGGAAAAAUGCCCGGUAUGCGGAGACCGGUAUGCUGCUUUAUCUGGCCACAUCCAUCAUGAUCACCCGGAUUAUCGCUGUCAGAUUGAUGGGAUAGCGGAACCUGACAAGGAAAACAAUGGCCCAUAUGAUGAUAAUAGUCACGGCGUGCAAGUGCAGUCCGACAUUGUGACUUGCGACAUGUGCGGUUUACGCUUUACGAACGAUGAACUGUCCGAACUGCACAAAGUGAACCAUGGAUUAUAUAGUAAAAAUUUGAAAAACACCGAAAAAUGUCCGGAGUGUGGAGGGAUGUUUCAGCAGCUGCAGGAGUUGGCAGAACAUGUUGGUACGCACGGAGAGCAGACGAAGAAGUGCUCGCUGUGCAGCAAGUGGUUCGGUGCACUGCAUCAACAUACUCCGCGAUGUCAAAACCACACCGAUCACCAUCACCGCUUAGAAUCUUCUGAUGAUGCCGGCACAGAAACGCCGACAUCUCGAAAAACUGGAGAAUAUGUACCUUCGACUAAAAAUCUUGAAUGUCGGGAAUCCCGGAAGGAAUUUCAUCGUGCCGGUUUGCAAGCACACAUGAAGAUAUAUCACGAGGCACUGAAAUGUUUGGUUUGUGACGAAGUGUUCGGGAGUGAUGCUGAUCUGCAGCUGCAUGUGCUCGCUCACACCAACAAAAACCAACUGAAAUGCGGAAUCUGCCGGAAAAUAUUCCAGUCAUCGCGUAUCUUUUCAGCACAUGUGAAAGAGCACGAAAGCAGGGAAUUCUACGUUGUUGAAAAACCGGAGCCUAAUGAAUGCGUGUUGUGCCGGAAGUCAUUCGCGGAUUUUCCCGAACUGAAUCAGCACGUGAAGAAGCACAAUAUUAACGGUGGAUUUGAAUGCCCUAUGUGUAACGCGACGUUCUCUUUCUAUCAUUUAUUGUCCCGUCAUGUGAUAGAGGAACAGCAUUUGCGUCCGAAAACCGGCAUUCCGUGCAGCAAAUGCGAUGAAGAGUUGCCCGACGAAAACACACUGCAGCUGCAUUUGUUUACCCGCCACGAUGCGGAAUUGAUCGCGCAUGCUUCAGCGCCUGUGGAGGACUCCCUAAUGGAAAUGGAAGAGGAGAUGGGUCGGGAAUGUUGGCGGGAAACGAUGGCAGGGUUGACAGACGGAAGUGCUGAAUAGACAGCAAGGCUGUCGCAUCCGCAAAUGUUGUGAUAGCGCUGUGUCAACGACUUUCGUUUUAAAUCUGACAAGUAGUGAUAUCGCAUUUUGUUUUCGGUUUGUGAUUUGAUAUUUUUGUAUUAGACAUUUUUCUACGAAGACGGGGGUGCAGUGAGUGACCAUUGCCCAAGCGGGUUAUUGAUGAGAACCUGUUUUCAGCUUGGGCUGUAUGUGUUUGUAAGCAAUUUAGUGGUUCAUUUGGGGCAGAUUUGGGCGCAGAUUUCAGCGUUGUUGUUUAGUCUGUUGGUGCGUAUUUCUUUGCUAUGACACUAAUGACAGCCUUUUGUUUUCAAAAUAA
Messenger RNA from Paramacrobiotus metropolitanus, 4864 nucleotides. RefSeq lists its product as uncharacterized. The transcript has 10 exons. The record is from RefSeq and is a predicted model, not a curated record. Lineage: Eukaryota; Metazoa; Tardigrada; Eutardigrada; Parachela; Macrobiotidae. Gene Ontology annotation, biological process: regulation of transcription by RNA polymerase II. Gene Ontology annotation, cellular component: nucleus. Bases 472 to 4527 code for a protein of 1351 amino acids. Gene Ontology annotation, molecular function: DNA-binding transcription factor activity, RNA polymerase II-specific; RNA polymerase II transcription regulatory region sequence-specific DNA binding.